Messenger RNA from Papaver somniferum (opium poppy), 2192 nucleotides. RefSeq lists its product as uncharacterized. NCBI's taxonomy places the organism in Eukaryota, Viridiplantae, Streptophyta, Magnoliopsida, Ranunculales, Papaveraceae. The transcript has 4 exons. The record is from RefSeq and is a predicted model, not a curated record. Bases 472 to 1866 code for a protein of 464 amino acids.
GAAAAUACACUCAGAUCACGGGGGUGGUCCCGAAAUAUUUUCUUUCUCUCUCUCCCGCCUCCUGAAAACAAAAAAGAAUAAGGGUUUCAUUUUAUGAAUCCGCGGCUAACCAAAAAUUCGAAAAUUCAUCUUCAGUCUUCAAGAGGUUAGUUACGCCAAAUUAAAACCCUAUAUUUUUUCUUAUUCCCAGAUCUACAGCAAAUAUUACUUUUUUCUUCUUCUAUUUCGUUUAUUAGGGUUUGGUUUUUGUUCCUCACCAUAGAUUUACAGUUUUACUGAUUCUUGUUGUUGUUAUGUUUUUGAUUCGAUCUGUUGCGAUUUCUUUGUGAGUGGUUCAGGUUUUAUUCUUCGAUUUUUUGUAGCGUAAAAAGGUGUGUUCUUUAGAACAGUGAAAAAAGUGUAAAAAAAGAUAUUUAGGGUUUUUUUUUUCCUGCAAAAAAGUAUAGAAUUUGGGGAAUUUUGAUAACUGCAAUGGUAGAAGGAGGUGUAUCUGAUGGAUCUAUUAGAAAACGUUCUGCUUUAUGUGAUGCCACUAAUGUUAAUGGGAAAAGAGGGCUUAGUGCUUUGUCUGAUGUUACUAAUGUUCAUGGGAAACGAGUGCUUACUCCUUCGCUGGUCAAUUCGAAUAGCAAAAGUGGAAUUGGGUAUGGAGAAAAUAGGGAAAACAUGGAUUUAGGGAUUGAUAAAAGGGUUUGUCAAGGGCUUGACAAAUCAGUCGAGGUAAAAUCAAAAUCUGAAGUUGUUGAGGGAACCAAGAAGAAUGAGUUGUUGCAGUUGUCUAAAUCUAAACAAUUAUGUGGUUCAGACAAUGCGGCUUCUGUAGGUAAGUCUCCUCAAGCAAAUGCAGUGCCUGGAGUACCUAGGAUAUCUCAUGAAGUUAAGGAGCCUACGAGUAUGUCAAAGGAAGAUCAUCAUUCUGAAAAGGGAGAAGUAGUGAGGCAAGAAUUGUCAGAAACGGGUACUACUACUAGUAUUUCAAUGCACGCGGGCGAUGCACAGUGUGGAAAAGAUGAGAACUCCGUGCUUAAUGUAACUGAUGGGAAAUGCAAAGAUGAUAAAGAAAUGAGUGGUGUUGAAGUUGUUAAAACUACUUCUAGUGUCAUGUGCGAUGGACAAUGCAAAAAGGAUGUGAACUUUUCACCAAAUGAAACUGAUGAGAAAUGCAAAGAUGAUAAAGAAAUGAUUAUUACUGAAGUCGUUGAAACUACCUCUAGUGUCAUGGGUGAUGGACACUGCGGUAAGGAUGAGAACUCACUACCAAAUGUAACUGAUGCGAAACACAAAGAUGAUAAAGAAGUGAGCAAUACUGAAGUUGUUAAAGCUAAUUCUAGUUCAGUGCACAUGGGUGGUGAUGGACAGUGCAAGAAAGAUGAGAAUUCACUACUAAAUGUAACUGAUGGGAAAUGCAAAGAUGAUAAAGAAGCAAGUAAUACUGAAGCUGUUAAAACUUUUGUUGAUCUGGAUCCUGAUACUGAAGAGUUGACCAUUUCAGAUGUUGGAAAUGAUGACAAGGGAAUGGAUGACGAUGAUGUGACCUCAAACAAGACUAGUUCAACUGUGGGCUUAGAGCCUUCUCAAUCAUCAAAUUCUAAGUUUUACGAACCAGAAAGAUGCACAGGUUUUAAUGGUAGUGGUAGUUCAAACUGUGCUACUGGUCUAGAGAUGCUCAAAACUUGCUCUUGUUCCUUCUGCCUGAAAGCUGCUCAUAUUUGGUCGGAUCUCCAUUACCAGGACACUAAAGGUCGGAUAUCUGCGUUGAAGAAAAGCAGAAAAGAGCAAUCAAGUCUUCUCACGUUAAAAGAUUUGAGAGACAGCUGUAAAGCUGAUUUGGAGAUGAUCACUGGGGACCCUUCGAAGAAGAAAUAGGUUUCAAGAAGUUCUCUACACCACCUGUAAGCUUUUGAUGAACUUUGUAGAAAAUCUGUAAGGUUUGCAAAUCUCAUGAAAGAACUAGUGAAGACGUCUUUUAGCAAACUGAAUAACAUGAUCUUGAAUUACUUUUCAUUUGAAUUUUUCUAAUGUUAGAUUUGACGUUGAGCCAGUGAGCCCCAAUGUUCAGUAAAAUUAUGGUUGUGGGUUAAAUUCCAUUUUCCAAUUUUAUGUACCAUUGUUUAGCUAUAUUGUCUUUCGUUGAUUGUGUAUGAACAUUUCUUUGGUUGACUAUGCAUGAAUAUAUUAAGCCUUGUUUCGUC